AUGGUACGCCCACGAAGACCUCCGGCGACUAAGGAGAGGCUGGCCGCCAUCGCGGCUAUGAGCGAGGACGAGUUUCUCCUUUUCGCCCUGGACCACCUCAAACAUUCUGGGACGUGCACAGUGACCACUUCCUCAGCAUGGGCGGAGGAUCUAACAACCGAUCAGCAACAGAACAUUGUUCAGAAGUUUCGACAAGCCGCAGAUCGUAUAAGACAGUUCGACUGCAAUCGUUUCGACAACGCCAUGGAGCGCGUGGUUCUCGACUCCGACAUUAUUGGGCUCGAUCGUAUCCAUCACCAUGACCAAACCAAGGAAUUCAGGGGCCCAACGGCCCUAUCCGAAGAGGAAAAGGAGUGGGAGAGAUGGCACUACGACAAAUUGCUGAAAGAGGGCGGCCGACCGGGUUAUCAUAUUGACGACCUCGAUGCAGUUGCCAAAAACCCAGAGAUGAAGUACCAUGUUACAUCUCCUUGGAUGUAUUAUGAGGACUCGAUAUUCGAGGACAACUACGCUGAUGCCAGGGUGUUCCGAAAACAGCACGACCACUGGACCAGAUUUCGACUGUGGCAGCGCAUCAAUCGUAACCACGGUCCCAGUCCUAGUAAAAAACUAGAGGUGGCCGUAGGCGAGAAAACCCUGGCAGCUUCGACUAUGGAAUGGUAUAAAAAGAGGGAGUUUGGGGCUUUUCAAAGGUACGAGAGGGCCAUCUCGAUCAUUCUCGGACAGUACGGCAUCUCACAACCGUCUGCGCUCCAGCUUCGUACGGGAGACCAAGAUCAGCUGGUGACGUGGCAGGAAUAUGUUGGCUUCAUGUAUCUGCAUCUGGGGUGGGCGACUCAAGAGAUGAUUGAAAACAGGCUCAACGGCGAGGAGUUCUUGGCUAAUCUGCGCUCCAGCGGGCAUGUGCCCGAGGGAACAACGCUCAAAGAGGUGCAGUCGAUGCUGUUUGACGCCUGGGUGCGGGGGCCAGCUCUGGAGAUAGAUGAUGUGCGUAGGAGCAUGCAGCAGCAGAAGGAAGUGCUGCUUGAGAAACUAGAGACCGCGGACGAAGAAGCUAAAGGAGGAAUUCAAGAGGAGAUCCGAUCACUCGACGAGAGAUAUGAGAAUAACGAGCAGCGCGAUCGAGAUCUGGCUGCAAAGUGUUGGGAGCUCACCUGCGGCCCAUACGAGGCUGACCAGCCUUGGUGUGUCGCCGCCAGAAAGGUGUUCUGCUACGAGAGGCUGAUUGUAUGGGCCCGGGACCAGAUUCCCUUGGUACGCGCUGAGUUGGAGGGCAGAAAGGACUGCAGAAAAUGCAGAGCUCGAGACAGGAAUCACGCAGCCACCGACCAGACUCCUGUAGCCACCGACAAGACUCCUGCAGCCACCGACAAGACUCCUGCGGCUAUCGACCAGACUCCUAUAGCUGCCGGCCAGACUCCUGUAACUACCGAAAAGGCUCCCGCUGCUACUGACCAGGCUCCUGAAGCUGCCGACAAGACUCCUGUAGCUGCCGAUAAGACUCCUGCAGCUAUCGACCAGACUCCAUGUCCUGUAGCUACCGACAAGACUACUGCAGCUACCGACAAGACUCCCGCAGCCACGGACCAGACUGGAAGAGAUGCCCCAUCGAAUCCUGUGACAUCCGGAAACAAUCAAGACUCACGAGUGCCGUCAGUAGAAGCCAGCCCUGUCGCCCCUCAAAACCCCAGUUUGGACCGUACCACUCGUGACCAGGGGGUUCAAGUGGAAAUUCUUACGGACAGCCACACAGUGGAAAACGAGACCCCUGUUGCUUCUCUGACUGCGGCACCACUGCAACCUGGGUUGGCGAGCGAGGAUCCGCCUCGGCCGAGAAAAAGGAAAAGGGUUAUUGCUCCAGUUGAAGCUCCCCGAAGGAGCCAGCGAGUGGCCACUUUGAAGGUAAAGAGAGAAGAGGAGGCGGCGGCUGCAGCUGAAGAUGAGGCUGAUGACCAGAGUCAGCCCCCAGCGAAAGCUAGGAGGACCAAGGCUGCUCAAAAACCAAAGCCCAAGGCUACGGCUGUUCCCAAGUCAAAGGCUAAGCCAAAAUCCAAAAGGAAGUAA
This is a messenger RNA of Clonostachys solani, 2064 nucleotides long. The record is from the annotation of a GenBank genome assembly. Lineage: Eukaryota; Fungi; Ascomycota; Sordariomycetes; Hypocreales; Bionectriaceae.